Molecule: messenger RNA, 1374 nt
Organism: Trypanosoma conorhini
Lineage: Eukaryota; Euglenozoa; Kinetoplastea; Trypanosomatida; Trypanosomatidae
Product: putative acid phosphatase
Exons: 1
Coding region: 1-1374 (457 amino acids)
Biological process (GO): dephosphorylation
Molecular function (GO): phosphatase activity
Source: RefSeq, a predicted model, not a curated record
AUGGCACUCAUAAGUGGAAGAUUGCUUGUGUCUAUCACCCUACUACUUAUUUUGACGAAUGUCAAGGGCUUUCCGCAGCAUUUUGCCGCGGUCGCGGCUGCCGCUUCAGAGAGAGGUCCUCGACACCAUUAUCAUGCCAAGGCGGCGCCCAUUUCGGAUCCGGAGGAGACGCCUGAACUGAGGAAAGGGCUUGAGGAGGCAGACGAAAACGAGCUUGUCCUCACGAAACUCUUCGCCAUUAACCGUCACGGACACCGCGCCCCAAAUGCGCCCUAUUGGGAUUUUUGUCCUAAAGAUCUAAAAAACCGGCGUAAGUACGAUGUGCAGUCGGAGGAUCUCACGGGGUUGGGCAUGAAGGAAGAGUAUGAAUUGGGACAAUACAUUCGGCGCAAGUAUGCCAGCUUCAUUGGCAACCGCUUUAACCGCACUUUGCACUUCUUCCGUGCGGUGGGGGAGCCUCGCAUCUUGCAGUCCUCUGUGGCCGUCGCGCAAGGGAUUUUCCCCGAUGGUUUUGGCCCUGGUGCUUUUCUUCCCAAUCGACCGCAGUUUGUCCCCGUCUUCUCCGACAUGGAUACACACGAGUACCUGUUAGAUGAUGUGCCUUGCUUUAGGCGUGCAGAGAGAGAUGUGGAGCAGUGGGUCAAUAAGAGCCUCGCACAGUUUGUUGCCGAUGAGAAUGUCGCAAAUGUGCUAAGCUACAUCAAACACGUCUGCGGGAAGCCCACGAAGGAACCGCCUUCAUUGUACGCGUACAUCAAAACUGUUGCAGAUGGCAUGAUAUUUAAUGCAGACUAUGGCAUGAAGGUCUGUGGCGGGCGAGUCGCGCCGGAUAUGCUCUUCCGAAUCCGCAAUGUAUCUAUGCAGCUCCUCCUGGCAAGACUUUAUAAUACAGAUGAGCAGCAAACGUACACGGCGGUGGAUUUGCCGCACCGUUUAAUUCGUAUGCUGGAGGAGAUUCAUCUACCGUCGGAGAAGCAGAUGAAUGACUUUGUACACACACGGCAGGAGUCCAUCUUUUACUUUCUUCACCGCGAGGGGCUCUACGCGUUUGCGGAAUUCUUUGGCUUUACAUACAACGUUCCCCACCUCCCGCGCAGCGAGCUGCCUGUCGCCUCCACACUUAUCAUCGAGAAGCUGCAACCGAAGAAGCUACUGCGCCUUGGCAAGAAGGGACCAGUCUACGUGAAGAUCAUCUUGAAGACGCCGUAUGACGGGACGAGCACUGUUGAGGUGCCGCAAUGUAAGGUGCCUCAGCUAUGCCAGGUCCACGAGUUGCGGCGCAUCUACGAUCAACGUGUUGCCCGCACAGGGAGUUGGGAAAAACUAUGUAACUACACCUACUCUGAGAUUGACCACAACACGGAUAUUCGCUAA